Hippoglossus stenolepis (Pacific halibut) is the source of this 3034-nucleotide messenger RNA. RefSeq names its product cell surface A33 antigen. Gene Ontology annotation, cellular component: plasma membrane. The transcript is spliced from 7 exons. The record is from RefSeq and is a predicted model, not a curated record. NCBI's taxonomy places the organism in Eukaryota, Metazoa, Chordata, Actinopteri, Pleuronectiformes, Pleuronectidae. The coding region runs from base 169 to 1431 and encodes 420 amino acids.
UCACUGGGAAGCGUCGGACCGCACCCAGGCGACACAUCACCUGCAGGGAAACCGACGGGUUUCGACGCAACUUCGCACCGUGCGGCUUCGGUUCAUUUAAGAGGGGGAAAAAAACCCCGCGCAGGAGAGUCAUUACCGGCUGGUUUGAAGAGGACAGGAGUCUCAGCUAUGGAGGGGAGGAUAUCUGCUUUAGCUGUGCUGUGUCUGGUGUUGUCCAGCGUUGGAGCCCUCAAGGUCACCAUCCCGGAGCCGCAAUAUGAGUUUGCCAGAGGGGACAACAUCACACUGCCCUGCAGCUUCAAAUCCACCCUUGCUGCCCCCCGACUAGUCAUUAUCUCAUGGUCGGCUGAGGCUCCAACUGCUAACGCUAAGGAGACCCUGAUCCUCACCUACUACUUUCCUAGUAAACUCACUGACAUCAAGUCAAUGUACGAAGGCCGAGUGUCUCUGGACGUAAGCAUUCCUACUGGAAAGGCCAACCUGAAACUGUCCUCCAUCACGUUGGCAGACAACAAAGUGUUUGAGUGUCGUGUCCAGAUCCCAACUGAUGAUGAGGGCACUCCGGCAGCCACUGUACGUUUGGUGGUCCUAGUGGCCCCGUCCACGCCCAUCUGUAAGACCCAGGGAAAGGCAGAGUACGGCCAGAACAUCAACCUGACCUGUGUGUCUGCGGAGGGCUCCCCAACGCCCACGUAUAAGUGGGACAGUCGUGACGUACGGAACAUGCCACGUGCUGCCCCACACCCCAGAACCACGGACAAGGGUGGUAUCCUGUCACUGUACAAUAUCACCAAAGACACAUCUGGAAUCUACACCUGCACCUCACGCAACAAGAUCCGCUCUGCUACCUGCAACAUCAGUCUUGCAGUCAUGCCACCUUCCUUGACCUUUGGUUCCACUGCAAUAAUAGCCGUCGCUGUAUCUGCCGUUGUCUUGAUCGCCCUCAUCGUCAUAAUCUUUUGCUGCUGCCGCCACAGGAAGAAGAAGAGGGAAGAGGAGGAAUAUGCCAUGGGAGUCCCUGGGGAAGAGUUCCACGACAAAGAGCCGGCAAGAAAUGGUGAGCGUCGCCAAGCUGAUAGGGAUGAAGACACCCGUGUUGAUCGUGACCCCAAUGAGGAACGAAGCCAGCGAGGCUACGACAGUCGCAAGGAUAACGACGAACCCCACAGCGACUACGAUGAUCGCCGCAGCGAAUACGAUGAUCGCCGCAGCGACUAUGAUGAUCGCCGCAGUGACUACAACGACCGCCGGAGCGACUACUCUGACCGCCGUGACAGGAACAGCGAUCGCAAUGAGCGCCAUGACGACGAGCGGAGCUACAAUGAACGCAGAGACCGCCGCAAUGAUGAUGACGACCGUUACGAUGAGCCCCAUGAUGAUCGACCACCCGUGCCAAAUAAUAAACCACUGAGGAGGGAUUAUGACGACUAAGUACUCCAGUCUGAACCAACGCCUGUCUUCUAUCUUCUACUUCACACCUCACGCUGUGAUCUAAUUGGUUCAAACAACAUUUUGACUCAGUAGACCUAUAGCUAUGACAUAAUUAGCUCAAAAAAUGGCAACAUGUAUAGGCUACUAGACUUAAACAUGAUCUGUUAUCACAUGUUUGAGAGGUGGUAAAGUUUAAGGUUGGGGGGGGUUAAUCUCGGUAAUGUAAAAUAGAUGCGACUGGAAGCACGUGACUCGGAGGAUCAGUUGGGGAAGGGCACUAAUUCACAUGAAGUGGGUGGUUGGGGUCAACAGUUACAAUCCCAUUUAGGCUACAUCCAUACUACUACGUUUUCGUUUGGAAACGCUGCUGUUUGGAAGCGUUUUAGUUUGGACGGGCAGCAACCGAGAUGGUUGGAAACUAUGACGUAGACAAGCACAACGUGUUGCUGACAUUAACCUCUACUAACAGCUGUUCUGCAGUUAAAUUCUACAUGUUACAAUGAUGCUACUACUUGCAAACCUAGGAGACGAGCUAUUAUUCGAGCAAUUCUUGUUUACGCCGGCACACGCAUGUCCAGUGUACGCGAGUGGUUAGGUGAUAUGCCUUUUCAGGCGUGUUGGCAUGGACGGGCAUUCAAACUGGGGUCUGCAAAAUGAGGCAAAACGUAGUAGUAUGGAUGAAGGCUUAGUUAAGGUACUACCCCCCCCCCCAGAAUGAAAUGAUUUUUAUACUAUAUACCACAUAAAUUCUGUGUGUGUGCGUGUGUGCGUGUGUGUGUGUGUGUGUGUGUGUGUGUGUCUUUAUCGCAGCUCAGUCCGGUUUGGUCACAUUCUGAAGUGGAGACGCGCUGUGAGACAAAGAUUCUGCCUGAUGUGUGGAGGAGACUUGUGUAAUUCAGUAAUUAUGUGGAAUUUUAGCUUUAAACUUGAUAUGUUGACACACAAAAGAAUGCAUGGCGUUACGACUGUGUGUGUGGUUGUCAUGAUUAAGACUGGCUUCUGCUGGUGGGUGUAGUGGUGGUUUCUUUUUUUUUUUAUCUAAGGAAGCUACCGUCACGCCCAAGAUAAGGGCUUUGGUUUUGUGUUGUUCUUUAUGCUUACUAGAAUUACUUUUUUAAUGCAGCAAACAGCCUUCUCCUUCAUUCCAUGGAGUGCUUUUAAAUGUCUUUCUUUGUUUUUUAACCACAUAAUAGAAACUAGAGCUAGAAUUAAAUUUUAAUGUAAAUAAAAAUCAUGAUUUUAACAUGUCUUCUUGUAACCAUGUUUCUGCAGGUUCAAAAUGUGCCUGUUGGUGCGUGGCAUUGUCUCAGUAAAGUACAGUUAAGUAGUGUGAUGGGGGCAAUGGCUUCUAUGCUUAAACUCACCAAGCGUCAUUCUGUGGGUUGUGUCUGUCACCGUGGUAACAGCAAGUGCAUUUUCAAAUAAAUUCAGGGUUAGGGUCUCGACAACUGCUCAACCCUUAAUUCUUCACUGACGACGCUUCACGUACUUGUGUCCUCAGGAAAAUAUAUAUCACACACAUAUUUCGAUUUUCUGUAUUUUUAAAACGGCGAGUUGUGUCCAUUUGAAAUAUCCUGUAUAAAAAUAAAGCUGAUGGAAUAAA